This is a messenger RNA of Elephantulus edwardii (Cape elephant shrew), 1674 nucleotides long. It is a transcript of the gene SH3BP2, whose product is annotated as SH3-domain binding protein 2. Gene Ontology annotation, molecular function: SH3 domain binding. Bases 1 to 1674 code for a protein of 557 amino acids. The record is from RefSeq and is a predicted model, not a curated record. The transcript is spliced from 12 exons. Lineage: Eukaryota; Metazoa; Chordata; Mammalia; Macroscelidea; Macroscelididae. Gene Ontology annotation, biological process: signal transduction.
AUGGCGGCCGAGGAGAUGCACUGGCCGGUGCCCAUGAAGGCCAUCGGUGCCCAGAACCUGCUGACCAUGCCUGGGGGCGUGGCCAAGGCCGGCUACCUGCACAAGAAGGGUGGCACCCAACUGCAGCUGCUCAAAUGGCCCCUGCGCUUCGUCAUCAUCCACAAGAGGUGCAUCUACUACUUCAAGAGCAGCACGUCCGCCUGUCCACAGGGCGCCUUCUCGCUGAGCGGCUACAACCGGGUGAUGCGGGCGGCUGAGGAGACCACGUCCAGCAACGUCUUCCCCUUUAAGAUCGUCCACAUCAGCAAGAAGCACCGGACCUGGUUCUUUUCUGCCUCCUCGGAGGACGAGCGCAAGAGCUGGAUGGCCCAGCUGCGCAGGGAGAUCGGCCACUUCCACGAGAAGGAGCUGUGCCCGGAUGCCAGUGACCCCGGCUCUGACCUGGACAGGUUCUACGGCGCCGUGGAGCGUCCGGUGGAUAUCAGCUUCUCCUCAUACCCCACAGAGAACGAAGACUACGAGCAUGACGAUGAGGACGACUCGUACCUGGAGCCCGACUCCCCUGACCCCAUGAAGGCCGAGGAUGCCCUGACCCACCCGCCUGCCUACCCGCCGCCUCCUGUACCCGUUCCCAGGAAGCCAGCCUUCGCUGAGGUGCCCCGUGCCCACUCCUUCACCUCUAAGGGCCCAAGCCCCCUGCUGCCACCCCCACCCCCCAAGCGCGGCCUCCCAGAAGUGGGCCCGAACGCAGAGGAUGCCAAGAGGGACCCACUGCUGAGGCGAGGGGAGCCUGGUGCCAGGAUGCCUGUUGCCUCCCGGCGGAUGAGUGACCCCCCGGUCAGCAGCCAGCCCAUUGUGCCCAGUCUUCGGAAGCCCCCCGCCUUCCGGGAGGGUGCCUGCCCCAGUCCGGAGCCCCGAGUCCCCAGCCAUGGAAUUGGUGCCAUCUCGGCCACCGUGGCCGCCACAGAUUCCAGGAACUGUGACAAAUUCAAGUCCUUCCACUUAUCCGCCCGGGGGCCGCCCACACCCGAGCCCCCACCUGUGCCCAUCAACAAGCCCAAGCUCCUCAAGCCGAUGGAGGUGGCCACCCCAAGAGAGGGGGACAGGCCCGGACUCUUUGUGCCCUCUGUGGGCCCCAAACCUCCGAUCCUGAAGCUGCCGGGGCGUGAGGUCCCUGUUCUCCCUGAAGUCGCGCCGAGGCCAGAGAGGCCACCGCUGCCCCACCUUCAGCGAUCACCCCCCGAUGGGCAGAGUUUCAGGAGCUUCUCCUUUGAGAAGCCCCGGCGGCUCUCACAGGUGGACACCGGUGGCGGGGACUCAGAUGAGGACUACGAGAAGGUGCCACUGCCCAGCUCAGUCUUCAUCAACACGACGGAAUCCUUCGAGGUGGAAAGACUGUUCAAGGCCACGAGUCCCCGGGGGGAGCCACAGGACGGGCUGUACUGUAUCCGCAACUCCUCCACCAAGUCGGGGAAGGUGCUGGUCGUGUGGGAUGAGACCUCCAGUAAAGUAAGGAAUUACCGCAUCUUUGAGAAGGACUCCAAGUUCUACCUGGAGGGUGAGGUCCUGUUUGUGAACGUGGGCAGCCUGGUGGAGCACUACCACACACACGUGCUGCCCAGUCACCAGAGCCUGCUGCUGCGACACCCCUACGGCUACACAGGGCCCAGGUGA